Messenger RNA from Talaromyces proteolyticus, 1879 nucleotides. RefSeq names its product putative transcriptional elongation factor Iws1. The record is from RefSeq and is a predicted model, not a curated record. Gene Ontology annotation, biological process: poly(A)+ mRNA export from nucleus. The transcript has 4 exons. The coding region runs from base 288 to 1520 and encodes 410 amino acids. Lineage: Eukaryota; Fungi; Ascomycota; Eurotiomycetes; Eurotiales; Trichocomaceae. Gene Ontology annotation, cellular component: nucleus.
GGCUAAAAGAGCUGUGAUGGCAGAGACCUUGGCUUGCUGUGAAUUGAUGAUGGAGGCAUCAUAUUCUUUGCGGCGAGCUUGAAUCGCGCCAGACGCACGGGCCACACCGACUCUGGCGAAGUUUCUUGGGCUAGCCGCUUCUUGCUCCAGCCACCGCGACCUUCUCUCGUUGUCCUAACCAUCCUCACCUCACCUCCUGACGACAUCUGUUUUCUGGAUAGAACGGUUUCGCUCAUAGAUAGCUAUUUCUGUGUUGCGGUGCCAGACAGGGAUAGAAAUCACUCACAAUGUCUGCAUCACCAGAGGCUGAGGCCCAAUCUCCAGCACUGGACCGGGAUGAGCUGCAAGAGGAGCUUGAUGACCUCAACGACACAGGCGCAGCUGGGGAUGACGAGCCAGACCUUUCUGACGAUGAAUCCGUACUGUCAGAAGUCGACGAAGCGCAAUUUGAAGACUUUAACCCCGAUGACGUUGAUAUCGAGGACCGUCCAGCAUUAGAUGUCGACGCUGAGAACCUGAAGCUUAUUGGCCGCCAUAAGCGCAAGAGAGAAGAUGGCGAACCGAGAAGACAUAGGGAGGGCCGCCGAGAGAAGAAGAAACGCAAUCAGGCGGACUCGGAUGGUGAAUCAGGUGACGGGAAGGCGACUCGUCGAAGAUCAGCGAAGGCUAAGAGGGCUGCCACGCCAGAGGAUGAUGAGACGCUAAGCCCUGAAGAACGACGACGACGUGCCCUGGACCGCGCUUUGGACGCCUCCAUGAAGAAGCCACAGAGACGCAGGCGAAAAGCUGAUGGCAUUGAUCUGGAACAAAUGGCAGACCAAGAGAUUGAAGACAUGCGAAAACGCAUGACGGACGCUGCCCGACUUGAUGCUGCAGCCCGCCGAGAGGGCCAACCCGCCAUGCACAAACUCAAGAUGUUACCAGAGGUUUUGAAUCUGUUGAAUCGCAACCAGUACACUGCUAGUCUGGUAGACCCCGAAAUCAAUCUUCUGGAAGCUGUGAAGUUUUUCUUGGAGCCACUCGACGAUGGCGAGCUACCUGCAUACAACAUUCAGCGUGACUUGCUGGAUGUGCUUGGCAAGCUUCCUAUCAACAAAGAUACUCUCAUCGCUAGUGGUAUUGGCAAAGUCAUUGUUUUCUACACUAAGAGCAAGAAACCCGAGCUCAAGAUCAAACGACAGGCGGAACGACUCCUUGCAGAUUGGACUCGCCCGAUUCUCCAGCGAUCUGAUGAUUACUCUAAGCGAGUCUAUGAAGAGGUUGAAUUUGAUCCUACGCGCCUUGUCAAUCGCAAUAUUGCGCAACGUACCGCCGAAGAAGCGCGUGCCCAGGAACUUCUGCCGCCACGUUUGGCUAAUCGUGCUCGUCGCGAGAUGGGUCACACCUCGUAUAGUAUUGUUCCUCGUUCAACUGUCAUUCAAGACAGCAAAUUCGCCCGUCCCGUCGGAGCAAGCGGAGAAGAUCGUUUCAGAAGGAUGAAAGCACGCCAGCUGAAUGCUGGUAAAGCAUCGCGCAAAUAAUUCGUUCUCAGACAGCCAGUAUGUGUGGCGUUGCCUUUAUUAUCCCAUCGUCUUUUUGUCGACGGUUGGUCGCGAUAUCAUUUACGGCGUUUGUGAGUCUAAGUAUUUAAUCGGAUUGAUAUAUUGGGUUUCUCUUCGGCGCAGCAGUUGACCAGGAAUAUUCAUGGAGUUUUUUUUAUCGUUCGUGCAUGGAUAGUAGCUUGAAUAAUUAGUGCAUACAUGACAAUUUCUCAGCAGCCAGCCGUUGCAUGCGAUAUGACGACAUUCUUCUUUACGACGCUGAAUAAACUCCCUAGUUCUAACGUAAUCUAACGGCCAUCCGCCCACCCCUAUACAUCGUAUAAAAUGGACAUUUUAUA